UACGACGAUGCCGUAAAAUGUGCAGAGAUUUGUUGUGGGGAGAUUAUUUUUGUAUAUUUAAAAAAAUGAGCUCGCUGUGAAUGAAAAAGGGGGGCGUGGGAGAAAGAGGGAACCUGAUAAAAAUCACCUCAGAAGUUCCAGCGCUCUCGCACGCUAAACCGAAGGGUGGGGGGAAAAAAACGGUCCGGUCACGUGACCGAGCCAAGCCCGGGUAAUUCAAAAAAAUUAAAAAUAUAUAAAUCUAACUAAUUGUAAACAAAUGGCCCCCUUAAAGUUUCGGAAGAUUGCAGUAUUGGGGUAUAGAUCAGUCGGAAAGUCAUCGCUAACAAUCCAAUUUGUGGAAGGACAAUUCAUCGAAUGCUAUGACCCUACAAUUGAGAAUACUUUUAAUAAAACCAUAAAUUUUGAUGGACAGGACUUCUAUCUGCAACUAGUGGAUACUGCUGGGCAGGACGAGUACUCUAUGUUCAGCCGGUCCCACACCGUGGAUGUUCACGGCUAUGUUUUGGUUUACUCUGUAACAUCAAUGAAAAGCUUUGAAGUGAUUAAGGUGAUUCACAGUAAACUGCUAGAUAUGGUGGGAAAAAUCCACCGGCCAUCAUCUCCACAUUAUGCUCCACCUCUUGAACCUCCCUGUUUUUGCCAGAUGUGCAGAAUACCAACAGUGCUGGUUGCAAAUAAGAGGGAUCUUUCUAAACAAAGGGUGGUGCAGACCGAAGAAGGGAAGAAGCUUGCAGAUUCCUGGGGGGCUGCUUUCUUGGAAUCCUCAGCAAAACAGAAUGAUACUACAGUACAAAUCUUCAAAAUGAUGAUCCAAGAAAUUGAAAAAGCUGAUGGAUGUACACAAGACAGGAAAUGUGAUAUGAUGUAGAGUGGUUUGUGGAAAUGACAUUUUUCUGGAUAGCAAAGAAGAGAGGCACCUAUGAAUUUGUUUUCAAGUCUAACUGUUUGGCGAGUGAUUACCCUAUAGUCAAAUUGCUAGCACAGAGGUCCACUACAACUGUUUUGCACUAAUCAACUUAUUGGUACAUUAGUCCUAUAUUGGUUAUUUGUGCCUUUUUUUUUAGUUUGUACUAGUUCUGGCAUCAACUGGAUUCCAAAAUAUUUCAAAAGAGGAGAAGAAAGGAAGGAGACCUACCAAUUUUGCACUGUAGAAGUCAUUAUAAAGCAGUUUUAUUCAGGAAUGUAUUCAUCAAUUGACUACUACAAUCUGCAACAUACGGUUCCUGAUGGGGGGGGUGUCACUCUUUUGUAGUCUUUUUAGCUUUAUUAAGGAUUGCCACUCUACUGGAAUACAAUGGUUGCAGUCUCUUAUGAGGUGAAUUCAUUUUUCUGACGGACUUUUUAAUGUUUGCAUUUUGUGCUGCCUAUACUAUCACAAAUUUUGUGAUCGGGUAAAAUUUAGAAGUGUUGGACUGCUGAAAUCCUUGUACGCACUUACUAAAAUUGUUUAUAAAUCCAGCUAUUCAACUGAAAUAGCCAAAACAAAACAGUACAUUUUGUAAUGUGUUUAUUACUAAAGCUGCCAAUUAUAACACCUCCAAUUAUAUAUUUUUACUUUUGAUUUAGAAUAAUGCUGAAGCCUCUUUUUGAAAUGGGUCUUUUUCCG
Messenger RNA from Chiloscyllium plagiosum (whitespotted bambooshark), 1609 nucleotides. Its product is annotated as GTP-binding protein Rheb-like. The record is from RefSeq and is a predicted model, not a curated record. Gene Ontology annotation, molecular function: GTP binding; GTPase activity. Gene Ontology annotation, cellular component: membrane. Gene Ontology annotation, biological process: signal transduction. NCBI's taxonomy places the organism in Eukaryota, Metazoa, Chordata, Chondrichthyes, Orectolobiformes, Hemiscylliidae.